CCAGCGAAUGCUGAGCAAGCUGCAAUGCAGAGCGAGCAGAGGUGCCGAAGCGCAACACGAUCGAGUGACGGCGCCGUGCGUUGCCUCAAGCGGCGCUCGGCGUCUUGCGUCGCAGGGUGCAGCCCGUGCCGCGCUGCUGACAAGUCUGAGUCGCGCCGCCGCCGCCGCCCGGCCUCACUCCUUCCUUCCCACCACGACAAGCACAAGCACAGGCACAAGCACAAGCACACGCACUUGGAACUCUUCUACUUCGCACUUGACCCUUCGCACUUGGCACUUCGCACCAUGUCGCUCGCCGUGAUCCUCGGCUCGUCGCGCGGCCUCGGCCUGGCGCUCGCGCGCGCGCAUCUGGCCACGUCGGCGCUCGACGUCGUGUGUGCGAGCCGCACGCCGGACGCGGCGCGCGAGGCGAUCCUGCAGGGCAUGGACGACGGCGCGGCGCGGCGCCUGACGACGCUGGCGGUCGACGUGACGGACGAGCGCAGCAUUGAAGAGGCGGCAAAGCAGUGCCGCGAGAUGGGCGAGCUGCGCAGCUUGUGGAACGUCGCGGGCGUGGUGAGUGCAGCGCACGGCGCAUGGCUGGGCGAUGCAGCGCAUGGCGCAUGGGGCUGCCGCAUGAGGGCAAUGCAGUGCAGGGCGCAUGGGUGCGCCGAAGAUGUCGCGCCUGCGCCGAGUGCGCCGCAGAUGUCGCGUCUGAACCCACUCCUGCCACCCCCGCAGCUCACCGUCGAAAAGGCACUGCAGCACGUCGAGUACGAGGAGAUGCUGCGCCAGUUCAAGAUCAACACGUUUGGCCCGCUGCUCGCCUACAAGCACUUUGCGCCGCUGCUGCCGCGGCGCCUGCCCGAGCCCAAGCCCGGCACCGAAGACGCGGGCGCCGCGGUGGCGCCGCGCGGGCUGUGCGUGCUGGCGUCGCUGAGUGCGCGCGUGGGCAGCACGGGCGACAACCGCAAGGGCGGGUGGAUCGCCCUGCACCCCGGCACCGUGCGCACCGAGCUCAGCGCCGACUUCACCGGCGGGCCCGGCGGCAAGCCCGGGCGCGCCAAGCCCAAGGGCGAGUUUGAGGCCGACGAGGCGGCGGCGAACCUGCUGCGCGUCGUGCGCGGCCUCACGAGGGACGACUCGGGCGGCUUCCGCGACUGGGCGGGCGAGACGGUGCCGUACUAGCCGCAGCGAUGGAGACGGUGUGCAUUGAAGUCUAAGUGCAGAGAGGCCAUGAUCUAUAAUGACAGCAAUGAUGGCGAGUG
Molecule: messenger RNA, 1247 nt
Organism: Tilletiopsis washingtonensis
Lineage: Eukaryota; Fungi; Basidiomycota; Exobasidiomycetes; Entylomatales
Exons: 3
Coding region: 25-1167 (380 amino acids)
Source: RefSeq, a predicted model, not a curated record